Lasiodiplodia theobromae is the source of this 2031-nucleotide messenger RNA. RefSeq names its product Apses-domain-containing protein. Gene Ontology annotation, molecular function: DNA binding; protein binding; transcription regulator activity. Gene Ontology annotation, cellular component: MBF transcription complex; SBF transcription complex. The record is from RefSeq and is a predicted model, not a curated record. The coding region runs from base 1 to 2031 and encodes 676 amino acids. Lineage: Eukaryota; Fungi; Ascomycota; Dothideomycetes; Botryosphaeriales; Botryosphaeriaceae. The transcript has 4 exons.
AUGCCGCCCGACAACACCGGCAGGAUCUACUCGGCCACCUACAGCAAUGUCCCCGUCUACGAGUUCAAUGUCGACAGCAACCAUGUCAUGCGCCGCCGCGCCGACGACUGGAUCAAUGCAACCCACAUCCUAAAGGUCGCCGACUUCGACAAGCCUGCCCGCACCCGCAUUCUCGAGCGCGAGGUCCAGAAGGGCGUGCACGAGAAGGUGCAGGGCGGAUACGGCAAAUAUCAGGGCACCUGGAUUCCUCUUCACGAUGGUCGCAUGCUCGCCGAGCGCAACGGCAUUCUCGACAAGCUUCUGCCCAUCCUCGACUACGUUCCCGGCGACAGGAGUCCGCCGCCUGCCCCCAAACAUGCUACCGCUGCGUCGUCAAGACCCAAGGCUGCGCGCCAGAGCAUGGCUCGACGGGCGCCCGUCGCUUAUCCUGCCCCCAGCCAAGUGAGCGAAGAUAUUUACGAACGAGAAAGCAUCCAGUACGCCGACGAGGAAACGCCCGACAACGUUACAAUCGCCGAGUCCGAGUUGGAGGAGCACGAUCUGUUGCAUGGCGUUCACUACUCACAAGGAGGACGCAAGCGGAAGCGUGAUGUGGACCAGCCGUCUGCGCAAGAUCGCGCGCACCAGAUCUGGGCGGAUGCUUUGUUAGACUACUUCAUGCUUCUGGAAUCAGAGGAUCGCUUCCCUGCACCACCAGAGCCGCCGCCAGGUGUCAACCUGGACCGCAUGAUAGACGAAAAAGGCCACUCAGCCAUGCACUGGGCGGCUGCCAUGGGCGACGUGGACGUAGUGAAAGACCUCAUCCGCCGUCAAGCACGCAUCGACUCCCUGUCUAACAACCUCGAGACGCCCCUCAUGCGUGCAGUCAUGUUCACCAACAACUACGACAAGAACACGAUGCCCCAGAUGAUCAAGAUUCUGCAGCCAACCGUUGUGCGCACUGACUGGUUCGGCAGCACCGUCUUCCAUCACAUUGCCGCCACCACAAGCAGCAAAAACAAGUACGCCUGCGCCCGUUACUAUUUGGACUGCAUCAUCAACAAGCUCAGCGAGACUUGGAUCCCCGAGGAAGUCACUCGCCUGCUUAACGCCCAGGACAAGAACGGUGACACCGCCAUCAUGAUAGCUGCACGACAUGGCGCAAGGAAAUGUGUCCGUGCUCUGCUUGGUCGUAAUGUUGCCGUUGACAUUCCAAACCACCAGGGCGAGACCGCCGACGAUCUGAUCCGCGAAUUGAACGCUCGCCGUCGUGACGGACGCCAUCGAGGAAUGUCCUCAUCGCCAUUUGCGCCGGACGGAAGGCUCGGCCUCAAUGGCAACACCACCUUCCCUGGGUUGCGCAACGGGAGCAACCUUCAACAAGUUGCAUCUCCGCACCAGUUCCGCAGUCAAACUGCUCAGACUUUGAUGACUAAGAUCGCUCCGACGCUAAACGAAAAGUUUGAGCAACUGGCAAGUGCGUAUGAAGAGGAGCUUGUAGAAAAAGAUGCGGAAGCGACGGAUGCCGAACGGGUAAUGCGGAAACGCCAGGCCGAAGUUGAUGCACUAAAGAGGCAGCUGAGGGAUAUGGGCAUCGCCGAGGUUGAUAGCGUGAUCGGUGACACUCUGGAGGAUCCAUUAUGGGAAGAGGAUGCGCGGCAACAAGACGAGGAGCUGGAGGCUCUUACACGGGAAGCCGAGGCGCUCAUGGAGCUGGAACAAAAGGCCGAGCUACAACAACGCAUAGCGGACGCAGAAGCUAACGGCGACGCACAACAAGAUGGCGACGACGGAAGCGAGGCCUCGAUCCGUGAAAGGCUACGACUGGCGCUCAGUCUUGAUAAUGCUCAAAAGAUACGCCGUGGCCUGGUGAAUGAGGUUGUGCAAAACCUGAGCGUUGCGGGCAUGGGUGAGCGGUCGACCGAGUAUAAACGACUCAUUACGGGAGCAUUGGGCAUCAGAGAAGAGGAUGUCGAGGGCAUGCUCCCAGAGAUAUUAAGCGAGUUAGAGGAAGCGCGGGAGCGCGAAGUGCUGGAGGCAAGCCCGGAGUAG